AUGGGGUCCGGUGACCAGAUUGAGCUACAGGAUUCCCGCAAGCAAUUAAAAGAAUUGCCGACAGAUACAGGAAUUUCGGAAAUACGUUCAUCGCCCGACGACAUUUCGGGAUUGAAAAAACUCCAGGACGACCUCAGGAAGAAGCGAUUGGGGAAGGAAGAAGAAUCCCUGCAGACGGCGACGCCUUUGCUCGAAAAUGCGGCUGCGGAACAGAAGAUAACGACGGGGCACGAGAAACCGUCUGGAGAAAAUCCGGAAAUCCUGGAAAGACUGGAGGAACCGAUCAAACGCGUGAAGAAAGUGGAUGAACUGGGCGCCGCCCAUCUCAAAAUGAGCCGGAACAUCUCAUGAUUUGGACAGAAUGCUUCUGCGCCGAGAACGAGAUGCCUGGCUUUGCAGGAAGAUAAUCGUUACGUCAUCAGAGA
Darwinula stevensoni is the source of this 425-nucleotide messenger RNA. The record is from the annotation of a GenBank genome assembly. Lineage: Eukaryota; Metazoa; Arthropoda; Ostracoda; Podocopida; Darwinulidae.